Molecule: messenger RNA, 216 nt
Organism: Candidula unifasciata
Lineage: Eukaryota; Metazoa; Mollusca; Gastropoda; Stylommatophora; Geomitridae
Source: the annotation of a GenBank genome assembly
AUGGUGAAUGUUACUAAAGGAGUUCUCGUCGAAUGCGAUCCUGCCAUGAAACAGUUUCUUUUACAUUUAGACGAAAGAAAUGAAUUUGGCAGAAAAUUCGUGUUGCAGGAUUUAGAUGACACUCAUUUAUUUGUGUCGUCCGACAUAAUUGAGACUCUGCAAGAAAAGAUUGACGAACUCAUGGAUCAGAUGUCAUUUUAUGUUUCUGAAAAAUAA